Molecule: messenger RNA, 1767 nt
Organism: Oncorhynchus mykiss (rainbow trout)
Lineage: Eukaryota; Metazoa; Chordata; Actinopteri; Salmoniformes; Salmonidae
Source: RefSeq, a predicted model, not a curated record
UAUUUGAAUGAACUACUUUCACUACUAACUAUUUAACAGGCCUAUGUUAAUAACACUAACAAAUAAUUGUCAGUCACUAGUGAAUGGAGGGUAGGAGAAAGGUAGGAUGAUGGUAGGAUGAUGAUUUACUGGGAAAGAUGGGUUGAUCUGUGACUGUCUGAAGGUUGGAAUUAAUGAGUGUUGGAAUAAAUACAUAGACACAUGAACAGUAUAAAUGUUUAAGGUCCUCCGAUCUGGGGUGAGUGUGAGGAUGGGAUUACUGUGUGUUUUGUGUUUAGUUAUUAAUGUUUUGUGUUUUGGUUUCACGGUGUGAGAGGUGUGUGUGCUGGUCGUGGUGGUUGUGUGUGCGCUCGCUUCCAUACCAGCCUGGGCAUCAGGCAGGGCUUGGUCCUUCCCGCCCUGGAAAAUCCCUUUGGGCAGGGGGCUUCGCCAUGCCGGCAUCUUAGGCAAGUGGGGACGAGUGCUCCCACUGACCAGAGCACCCACUGACGCGAGCACCCAUUCACAUUGUCUUUGUAAUGUAUUUUUGUUGUUUUAAUAGCAAUAAUAAUAAUUGUCCUCAGUAAUGUUAGAAAUUUGUGUUUAAGACAUCAUGCUAGAGAUAGAUAAUAAAAAGCCUAAUACAUAAUUUGGCACCAAACAAUUCACCUGAAUACUUGUUUUUUUUGGAUGAAGUUCUCUUGAACAAGACUGGAUAUUUGUUUCAAUAUCUUCUAACAUGGAGGCUCAUGUAUGCUCUUAUAUUAAGAUCAUUCCAGGGGUUUUUCCCUGCCUUUUUAUAUGUUAAAAUUAUAGAUUUGUAAUUUAAACUGAAUUAUUAUUACAGUGUAAUUAUGACUAGUUGUAAAGUUGUUACUAGUGUUUAACUUUCUGUCUAAACAAGAGAGCUUCAAUGACAAAAGGUCAGAGUUUAUAUUUCCACAGGUGUUUGAAUUACAUUGUCAAUACUCUGCCGGCAGAGUACUGUAUUUUUGUAGUUAUAAAAUGUCUUUAAUUUCAUUAGGAAUAUUAUAAUUUGUAAAUUGAUUCAUUGGGUCACAUGUCAAAUAUCAUGUCACAUGAGAUAUCCUAUGUUUUCUCUCCCGAAACUCUUACUCUGUCUCUCUCUUUCGCUCUCUCUCUUUUCCUCUCUCUCUCUCACUCACACACACACUCACACACACACAUCUGCUAUACAGAGAAAUGCUGUGUUUUCUCUGGGUUCUCCUCUCUCUGACUGCUUUACAAGUGGAGGGUUUCAGUGGGGGAGGAUCUUCCAUUGCUUCUCAGUGUGGCUCAAUGCUACCUGGUAAUAGUUUUCAUGGCAGCACAGGGCAGAGCUCUUCCUCACCAUACACUGUCACUGUCAACCAGACCAACUACCAGCCAGGAGACACCAUCCAAGUGACUCUGUCAGGAACCUUCACCUAUAGAGGGUUUCUUCUGGAGGCCCAUGAGGAAGGACAGAACAAGGCUGUGGGAACGUUCUCUCUCGGCAGUGGGACUGGGAUCGUUCUUGUGCCUUGCAAUGGGAUCGCAGUCAACAUUUAUGCAGACCUCCAGUGUAUUUUGGAUUGCAGUGCCUAGCAUGACAGUUAACCGACUGUCCUCAAUUGUUGUCACCACCACAAGUGCUCCUACUACAACAACUACUGCUCCUACUAAAACAACUACUGCUCAUACUACAACAACUACAGCUCCUACUACAACAACUACAGCUCCUACUACAACAACUACAGCUCCUACUACAACAACUACUGCUCCUACUAAAACAACUACUGCUCAUAC